UGUGCCUUGCUGUGGAGUCCAGAACGGGAAGGAGGGAGAGAGGAAAGAAAAGAACCAGAAAUACAUCGCAGCAAAAAGAUGAAGUGAGUCUUGCUCUUUCAGCUGGGAGUUUGUGCCAUCAACACUCUGGAAUGGCCCACCCUCAUAAACAACUUCACUAUUUGGGAGAACAGUAUCUUUGUCCUGUGCUAUAGAAGAAGAAGAAGAGAGAAAGACAGCUUCCUGCAAGAGAAGAUGCUUGAUUUUAAGGACGAUGAAUCUUUAUUAAACUAUUGGGAGCAAUGAAAGGAACUGAGUCCCGUGGCUACAUAUAAAGGCAGAACUGAUGUUUUAAUUUCAGAGCAGAAAGGUAUGAAGGCUGAAGUGGGUUUAAGAUGUCCAUCAAUUAGAGGGAGGAGAAAUUGUAUCAGCAACUAAAACACUUGAAGAGUUACACUUCAUUAGAGCAGAAGGGCUAGUUAAAAAAAUCAUUAAUCUACUUAACUGAGAAAAAAGGUGCAAGCUGAAAAAUUAUGCUCUAGACAGAAUUUUCUGAGGAUUUUCCCCUGCUAAGAAUAUUCUGUUCCUGUUAAGAAUAUUCUAUUAUUGGCUAAUAUUUAAAAGAAGAUUGUUUUUUUAAAAAAGGCAAAGACGGAGGGUAGGUAGGUAGGGAGGAUAAGCCCUGAUGUGAUCAACAAGUUCAGAUACUUGUGAUGGAUUAUUUGUGUGUUUUUGUUUUUUAAAAGUUUUUGUUUUUUGAGAGAGAAAGCGACCAGAGACUUGAGCCUGAAUCUUAGGGUGCCUGCCUGGUUUUGAGCAAUUAAAUUGUAAGCGCUGUAGAUACAUGAAGAGCUGAAGCCAUUACUAGGCCUGUGACAUGAUUUUGCCUGAGAAGGAAAGAUGAUUUGGAACAACACCACUAUGGACGGGGAAGGGUUGCUUGUGAAAAGAGAUUCCUGCUUCCGAAUCCUCACCGGCUGCUUCCUCUCCUUGCUGAUCCUUUCCACACUCCUAGGCAACACCUUGGUCUGCGCAGCUGUCAUUAGGUUUCGCCACCUGAGGUCCAAGGUGACCAACUUCUUUGUGAUCUCUUUGGCAGUCUCAGACCUUUUAGUUGCUGUGUUGGUCAUGCCCUGGAAAGCUGUGGCUGAGAUAGCUGGAUUCUGGCCUUUUGGAUCAUUCUGUAACAUCUGGGUGGCAUUUGACAUCAUGUGUUCCACAGCUUCCAUCUUAAAUUUGUGUGUGAUUAGCGUGGACAGAUAUUGGGCCAUCUCCAGCCCAUUUAGGUAUGAGAGGAAAAUGACCCCCAGGGCAGCCUUUGUCAUGAUCAGUGUGGCAUGGACCUUAUCUGUGUUGAUUUCCUUCAUCCCCGUACAACUGAACUGGCACAAAGCCACAAGUUUUUUAGACUUAAAUGCCAGUUUCCAAGGUGUGGCUAUGGACAACUGUGAUUCCAGUUUAAACAGGAUGUAUGCCAUCUCUUCCUCUCUUAUUAGUUUUUACAUCCCAGUGGCCAUCAUGAUAGUCACCUAUACAAGGAUAUAUAGGAUUGCUCAAAAGCAAAUACGGCGUAUCUCAGCCUUGGAACGAGCAGCUGUGCAUGCUAAGAACUGUCAAACCCCUGCUGGCAACAGGAACAGUAUGGAUGGCCAGCAGCCAGAAAGCUCCUUCAAAAUGUCCUUCAAGAGAGAGACUAAAGUUUUAAAGACUUUGUCAGUGAUCAUGGGAGUGUUUGUAUGUUGUUGGCUACCCUUCUUCAUCCUGAACUGCAUGGUGCCCUUUUGUGAGCCCAGCACCUCAUCCCAGGGAGCAGAGCCAUUUUGUAUAAGUUCUGCCACUUUUGAUGUUUUCGUCUGGUUCGGAUGGGCCAAUUCUUCCUUGAACCCGAUCAUUUAUGCCUUCAAUGCAGAUUUCCGCAAGGCAUUUUCCACUCUUCUUGGCUGCUAUAGACUCUGUCCUUUCUCCAUUAAUGCGAUAGAGACAGUUAGUAUCAACCACAACGGGGGCAUGGGUUUUUCGAGUCAGCUUGAGCCGAGAGGGUCCAGUCCCAAAGAGUGCAAUUUUGUCUAUUUGAUCCCCCAUUCGGUUCUCUGCCCAGAAGAAGAAGACAUGAUGAAAAAAGGAGAGGAGGGGAUAUUCACCAAAACCUUGGAACAAAUUUCUCCAACCCUAUCAGGUAUUUUGGAUUUUGAGGCUGAUGUGUCUUUGGAAAAGAUCAAUCCAGUCACGCAAAAUGGCCAGCAUAAAACCUGAGGUGUAAAGUUGACUAAUUAAAAAAAAUAUAUAUGUGAUCAUUCAAGAAAGAUUUUCAACUUUUUUUUUUGGUCAGUUUUUAACAAGAAGGUGUGCUAUUGUGAGAAUCAAAGCCAUCACAUUAAAAUCCAGAGCUUAAUCAGCUGCGGUUUGAAAAAAGCAUAACAUUUUAAAAAGUAUUCCACCUUUCGUACAUUGUAUUUAAAGAGUGUUCUAUGUUGUUCAUCUUGAAUGGAAAUGAAUCAAAUAUGUAGGUAUAGUGUAGCUGCAAAAAAGGAGGGAAAAAAGAGUUUUAAGUGGAUACAUGUUUGCAGAAACAGACCUGGGGAAAUAAAUUAUACUUCUCUGUGUGAAUAAAAUGUUAUAGGUUUAUAUGAGAUUCCCAUUUGACUAGCAUAGUCAUUUGUGGGUGUUUAUACAUUGCAAGAAAAAUUUGAUAACUUGUCAGAUUAGGUGGAUGCCUUUCAAAACAAUGUUGAACAUCAAUACAGCCUUAUAAUAAGAAUGGGAUAUUUUUAAUAGUAGGAAGAUUAUGUGUCAAUAUUGGCUUUAUUUAUUAUUUAAAUGGGUAUUUUUUCAUAUGUUUAAACAAACAUGACUUAUUCUUAUUUUAAUAUAUGUUGAAAAAAAUAGAUAUUUGUAUGUAUGGUGUUAUUCAUUGCAUUUUUUAUCUGUUUACUAGUCAGCACUUUAUUCAGAAGCAAAAAGGGAGAAUUUACAAAAUUAGCUUCAUCUAGCUAACUCUGGAACUUGUAGGUGUUCCAAACGCAGCAAAGGGGAUAAAUCUCCAGGACGUUUUGCUCCGCAAAAAGAGAGAGGUGUUUUGUGGGUUCUUUCUGAAUCAGAAGAUCAGAAUCACUUGAAUGAUAAGUUAUACAAACUAUGAUCUUCUAGAAACAAAAAUCAUAGCUGUAGUUUAAUUUUCAAGUUUCAGUCUAUGUUGACUUUGUUUGAAUGUCAGCAUGUGAAACUAAAUACUGUAGCAUUCUGGUCUAAGAGGAAUACCGAUGAAAAAUGAACACAAAUUCAAAGAUAUGAUGAUCUAAAAAAAUAAAACCUCACCUAUAUUUAAUAUUUUGAACUAAUCCUCUUAGAUUUCUCUUACUUCAAUAUUUUUUUGAGGGGGGAAUAAUUAACCUCUUUUACAAUUGGAGAGUAGAUCUAUCCACAAAUAUUCUGAGUGAUAGUUAAACAGAGUUUUAAAUUGUGCAGGCAUAUGCUUCGAAAUGUCAGCUAAAAGGAGGGUCAACUUCCAAGAGGCCUCUGUCCUGCCACUGUGAGGGUGCAGUGCUGCUUUGUCGAUUCCAGCAAACUAUUCUGUGCUCUUAUGAAAUUGGUACCAAAAACAGCUUGUUUUAAUUUUUACUUUUGUUCACUGCCUCUUGCAUAGAAAAUAGUGCCUCGUUCUGGUUUUGGAUUCUCACAGAAUGAAAGGAACAACAAAACUCUUCCUCAAGGUUCCUGCAAGUUCCUAGAGUGCCCAAAAUUUAUUUUCCUUUUGUUCUCUUGGAACCAAAAUUCAUCCUACCUUCCCUUAAUCAUAUUAAAUAAAUAAAAAAAUGAAUGUUAAAGCUACGAAAGUAACAUACAAACAGGAUGGGGAUGAUGAUUGAAUGACAGCAAAACUUCCUCAGAUUUUGGAAGAAAAUGCAACAUUCAUUGAGAAAUGUAGUCAGAAAAGGAGAAACAGAAGAGAUAAAUUAGGUCUACAAAAAUAUACUUCCUAAAUCAGGUCUGUGUUACUCAAGUAUUGUGAAUGUUUUCAUAAUUCUAUUGCCUGUAAGCUGCUUUCAUACAUAUAAUAAAAUUAUUUUGUGAACAUAAAGUCAAAUAAAGCAAUUUACAUUAUAUUUAUUAAAUAAAACUUGCUUUUUUAUUGCCAUGUUGUUUUAACUAAUCAGCAAUUUCCUCCCAUUUUCUUUCUUGUUUGUUUUAGAACCUCUUGUGACAUUUAAUUAAUGUCUGGUGAACAUCAACUAAGAACUGUCUCAUGCAGGUUCUUUUAGAUAUUUUUACAUUUGUAUUGGGACAGAGUUGAUUUCUGUGCUCGUAAGAAUUGAGCAGAAAGAUAGAAUUCUCUAAAUACAGAAUGCCCUUUUUGCAUGCAAAGGUUUGAUUGUCUGCAUCUUCUGAUAAACCUGAAAAAAGUGUUUGGAG
Messenger RNA from Crotalus tigris (Tiger rattlesnake), 4389 nucleotides. It is a transcript of the gene DRD1, whose product is annotated as dopamine receptor D1. NCBI's taxonomy places the organism in Eukaryota, Metazoa, Chordata, Lepidosauria, Squamata, Viperidae. Gene Ontology annotation, cellular component: plasma membrane. Gene Ontology annotation, molecular function: dopamine neurotransmitter receptor activity, coupled via Gs; G protein-coupled receptor activity. The coding region runs from base 880 to 2232 and encodes 450 amino acids. Gene Ontology annotation, biological process: adenylate cyclase-activating adrenergic receptor signaling pathway; G protein-coupled dopamine receptor signaling pathway; vasodilation. The transcript is spliced from 3 exons. The record is from RefSeq and is a predicted model, not a curated record.